Molecule: messenger RNA, 8170 nt
Organism: Salvelinus namaycush (lake trout)
Lineage: Eukaryota; Metazoa; Chordata; Actinopteri; Salmoniformes; Salmonidae
Gene: ephb2b
Product: eph receptor B2b
Exons: 16
Coding region: 99-3065 (988 amino acids)
Biological process (GO): central nervous system projection neuron axonogenesis; protein phosphorylation; cell surface receptor protein tyrosine kinase signaling pathway
Cellular component (GO): neuron projection; plasma membrane
Molecular function (GO): protein binding; ATP binding; transmembrane-ephrin receptor activity
Source: RefSeq, a predicted model, not a curated record
GUCCGCUCAUCUCCGCCAGCAUUCGCUGUCAAUGGCUUUCAGGACUUAUUUUAUUUGAAUGUCUGGGCUUUUAACACUUUCGUCCAAAGAAACCAAUAAUGGAUAUUCUAUGGAUUUUAUGGAUAAUACCCACCGUUAUAGCUGUAGAAGAGACACUAAUGGACUCCACCACAGCGACAGCUGAGUUGGGCUGGACAGUCUAUCCCGUGUCAGGGUCCAAUGACAACAGCUGGGAGGAGGUGAGUGGAUACGAUGAGAACAUGAACACCAUCCGCACCUACCAGGUGUGCAACGUGUUCGACAACAACCAGAACAACUGGGUCCGCACCAAGUACAUUUGGCGCCGGGGUGCACAGCGGAUCCACGUGGAAAUGAAGUUCUCCGUGCGAGACUGCAGCUCCAUCCCCAACGUGCCCGGCUCCUGUAAAGAGACUUUUAACCUGUACUACUAUGAGUCAGACUCGGACACGGCCAACAAGGUGUCCCCGCCAUGGAUGGAGAACCCCUGGAUCAAGGUGGACACCAUCGCGGCCGAUGAGAGCUUCUCCCAGGUCGACCUUGGCGGCCGGGUGAUGAAGAUCAACACAGAGGUGCGGAGCUUCGGCCCCGUGUCCAAACACGGAUUCUACCUGGCCUUCCAGGACUACGGCGGCUGCAUGUCCCUCAUCGCCGUGCGUGUCUUCUACAGGAAGUGUCCUCGCGUCAUCCAGAACGGAGCUGUGUUUCAGGAGACCCUGUCUGGGGCAGAGAGCACCUCUCUGGUGGCAGCGCGGGGUGUGUGUAUCUCCAACGGGGAGGAGGUGGACGUGCCCAUCAAACUGUACUGCAACGGGGAUGGGGAGUGGAUGGUGCCCAUCGGGCGCUGCAUGUGCAAGGCUGGCCACGAGGCUGUGGAGAACGGGACUGUGUGUAGAGCUUGUCCAUCGGGCUUCUUCAAGCCUAUACAGGGUGAUGUAUCCUGCAUGCAGUGUCCAAUCAACAGCCGCACCACCAACGAAGGAGCCACUAACUGUGUGUGCCGCAACGGUUACUAUCGCACUGACUCAGAUCCCUUCCAGAUGCCCUGCACAACGGUGCCGUCGGCUCCUCAGAACGUUCUGUCUAUCGUGAACGAGACGUCUCUGAUACUGGAGUGGCAGCCUCCUAGGGAGUCAGGUGGCCGUGAGGAUGUGGUCUUCAACAUCAUCUGUAAGAGCUGUGGAGGGGGCCGGGGAGGCUGCACGCGCUGUGGCGACAAUGUCCAGUUUGUACCCCGCCAGCUGGGUCUGACAGAGCCCCGUGUUUACAUCAGUGACCUGCUGGCGCACACACAGUACACCUUCGAGGUGCAGGCCGUCAAUGGGGUCUCCGAGCAGAGCCCCUACUCACCACAGUACUCCUCCGUCAACAUCACAACCAACCAGGCUGCUCCGUCGACAGUGUCCAUCAUGCACCAGAUCAGUCGUACUGUGGACAGCAUCACUCUGUCCUGGUCUCAACCAGACCAGCCCAAUGGAGUCAUUCUGGACUAUGAACUGCAGUACUAUGAGAAGGACCAGACAGAGUACAACUCAACCAUCAUAAAGAGCCAGACCAACACAGUGGUCAUCCGCGGUCUCAAACCAGGCGCGAUCUAUGUGUUCCUGGUUCGUGCCCGGACCGUGGCCGGAUUUGGCCGCUACAGCGGCAAGCUCUACUUCCAAACCAUGACUGAGGAGGAGUACAACACCAGCAUUCAGGAGAAGCUGCCUCUUAUCAUCGGCUCUGCAGCUGCAGGUCUGGUCUUCCUCAUCGCAGUGAUUGUCAUCGUCAUCGUCUGCAACCGGCGUGGCUUUGACCGAGCAGACUCAGAGUACACAGACAAGCUGCAGCACUACACCAGUGGCCACAUGACUCCAGGAAUGAAGAUAUAUAUCGAUCCGUUUACAUAUGAGGACCCCAACGAGGCGGUGAGGGAGUUUGCUAAGGAGAUUGACAUCUCUUUUGUAAAGAUUGAGCAAGUCAUUGGCGCAGGAGAGUUCGGGGAGGUGUGCAGUGGGAACCUGAGGCUCCCAGGCAAGAGGGAGAUGUUUGUGGCCAUCAAGACGCUGAAGUCGGGCUACACAGAGAAGCAGAGACGGGACUUCCUGUCUGAAGCGUCCAUCAUGGGUCAGUUUGACCACCCGAAUGUGAUCCACCUGGAGGGUGUGGUCACCAAGAGCGCCCCGGUCAUGAUCAUCACUGAGUUCAUGGAGAACGGAUCACUGGACUCCUUCCUCAGACAAAACGAUGGUCAGUUCACAGUGAUCCAGCUGGUGGGCAUGCUGCGUGGCAUCGCCUCUGGCAUGAAGUACCUGGCCGACAUGAACUACGUCCACCGCGACCUAGCCGCACGCAACAUCCUGGUCAACAGCAACUUGGUCUGCAAGGUGUCUGACUUCGGCCUGUCCCGUUUUCUGGAGGAUGACACGUCAGACCCCACCUACACCAGCGCCCUGGGAGGGAAGAUUCCUAUCCGAUGGACAGCCCCUGAAGCCAUCCAAUACAGGAAGUUCACAUCCGCCAGUGAUGUCUGGAGCUAUGGCAUCGUCAUGUGGGAAGUCAUGUCCUAUGGAGAGAGACCUUACUGGGACAUGACCAAUCAAGACGUGAUCAAUGCCAUAGAGCAGGACUACCGGCUGCCCCCUCCCAUGGACUGCCCUAGUGCCCUGCACCAGCUCAUGCUGGACUGCUGGCAGAAGGACCGUAACAACCGGCCCAAGUUCAGCCAGAUUGUCAACAACCUGGACAAGAUGAUCCGCAACCCCAACAGUCUGAAGGCCAUGACCCCUCUGUCAUCUGGUGUCCAUCUUCCUCUCCUGGACCGCAGUGUUCCAGACUUCUCCAGCUUCAGCACGGUGGACGAGUGGCUGGAUGCCAUCAAGAUGGGCCAGUACAAAGACAACUUUGCCAACGCUGACUUCACCAGCUUUGAUGUGGUUUCCCAGAUGACUAUGGAUGACAUCCUGAGUGUGAGUGUAACGUUAGCAGGCCACCAGAAGAAGAUCCUGAACAGUGUGCAGAUGAUGCGUGCCUCCAUGAACCAGAUCCAGUCUGUGGAAGUUUGACCAUCCAGAGUGGAGCGGAGGAGAGCAGAGCAGAGGAGAGGGGAUUGGGAUGCAGGACCCUGGGUGCACGGAUGGAGUGGAUAUGUUUUUGCUUGACCGUGAAUCUGGGUUUCCUACCAGACUACCGUCCAUCCCCGGUCCCCCCUUCCAAUCCCUCUCCUGUCCUCCUCUAUGCCCUCAUCCAAAGUCCCCCCAACCUUCGGGAUCAGCUUUGGAAGGUUGUGGCCAGCAUGUCUAAAUGACCAGACGUCAAUCAACGUGGCUCACAACCGUCCAUCUUGGAACCAGGAUCAUGAGAGGUUACUGACCAGAGACAUAUUUCUACUACCAUCUUCCACCCAUGUUUUUUAUUUUAUUUACGUUGAACUUUUAUGUUUGUUUUAAGAAUUUUGUAAAGAAUUUUGUAAAGAAAAAAAAGUUAAGAACUCUAGGAGUCUAUAGAUGGUAUACAAUUGUAAGCUAGGUGAAAUGACUAGAAAGGCUACCCUUUACAAAGGGCCACAGACAAGAAGACAAUGAAAACUGGGUGAUUUAAGACCAACACUCUCGAAAUUAAUCUGAUAUAUUCUUUGUAAACUAGGUGAACUGACUUCAGAAACAGAAACGCAACAUAAAUAUUUGCUGCCUCCCUGAAGGCAAACAGCAGAAGAGACUGAGGAACUUGAUCUAUUCCCCUGUCGUUGAUUUGGGACGUAAUAUAAGUGUGAGCACCAUGAAAUGGACCUGGCAGAAACUACUGACAUGAACAAAUUAAAGACAUUCAGUUAUCUACCAAUUCAAAAGUAAAGAAAUGUAAACAAAAAUACAUUUUCUCAUAUCAAGUAAUUUCCUUUUCUGUGUGAAAAUUGUGAUGAAGAUUUUCUCUCACCAUGCUUCCUCUCACCGUGGGAAAAUUGAUAUUUUUUCAAUAUUAACAUAACCUGCCAAAUGGAACAUCGUCCCUGUGUACCUCAGAUGAUGUCAUGACGAUGUCAUGAUGACGUCAUGAUCCUGUACACAUCAGAUGCACAUGACAUUGGGACUGUGAUGUGAUCACUAUGAGCCGGACAUAGUUACUAAUACCUGGAAGUGAUGGAUUUGCAUUUUUCUUAGGGUGACUAUAGGGAGGUUUUUAUCUGUUGUUAUUAUUAUUCAAUUUUUGGGGCAAAAUGUUAGUUGUGGAUUUUGAAGAAUCAGUGUCAUAAGCAGCAAACAUACAGUACUUCCUCCAUGGAUGUAUAGUGUUUACGUAGAAGGAGUGCACAUAUGUUUUGGUCCUCACAUUGUCUUGAGGUUUCCCUGUGUUUUCAGCUUCACCGUGUGCAUGUGUGUGUGUGUCUGCGUACGUGCCUGGUAGACGGGUGUAUAUGUGUGUUUGUGUAUGCGUGCGUGUUGCUAAAUGUGCUCUGUGGCACAAAGCAACGGCUCCCAAAGCUGAGCGGGUAGUGUUUGAUAGCAUGCUGAGUUAAUGAUUGAUUUCACAGAGCUUUGAUUUGUUACACUUUACAAAAUAUAAUGCGCUUACAUUAUAUUUAGCUUUUUUCUUCCAGAUUGUUUUCCUUUUAAAAUAAUUUUAUAUUGAAGUGUUAGGGUUUUAACACCACUGGUGGUUAUCUCACAUUGGUAUGGUCACGGACAAAUCUUUUCACAACAGGGCAGUAACAUUAGCAUGGGAUAGUGGAUUAUUUUACGCAUAUUUUUAUUAUUAUUAUUGUACAUCGUGGAUGAUUGACAGCUUUUCCAAGUAGUCUCUUGGCAGGAUAUGUGAAUGCAGAUCAUACUGGACAAUGGACUUCAAACCCGAUGACUAUCUGGAUCUUCCAUGCUCUUUUGGAAUUUUAGGAAAUCAUUAUUAUGUUGGUGCUCACAAAUUGUAGAUAACUGGAGUCCUUGAGACUUCUAUUUUCAUUUUAUAGAUACGUAUUGCAUUUACUGUAUGGCUUCUGUGAAAAACUGCCUGAUGAACGGAGAGCUGUCUAUCAUUGUCUUUGUUGUUGUGGCCGAUGUGUUGUUUGAGGGGUUAGGGAGCCUGAUGGGUCUGUGCUAGUUAAAAUCCAUGGAUUCCCCAGAGAUGGUAAAACACAGAGUUUACAUCACUACUGCAGAGCUCCUAAUGGGCAGAUCCACUGAGACAGGCCUAGUACUCAAUACAGACUGAUGAGCCAGACAUGGAGCUCCAGCUGGUCAGACAUGUCCAUUCCUAGUGGGAGUCCACUGCCUGAUCACAGCCCCACUGGCCAGACAGUGGUUCCCUCCAUCUCUCCUCAGAGCUAAACACAUGCCUCAGAUCUAUCACUCUUCUCCUCCCACUGUUCUCUGUGCUCUGCUUUUUCAGAUCCAUUGCUUUGUGACUCUGCAUGUUGUCAUGUUGACAGACCAGACUGCAUUUAUGUAGAUAACACACAACCUGUGGGCCCCAUAUUGGUUUCACAGCAGGUGGCUAUGUAAGCAGAGGUUCUUCCACAAAAGGUCAUCCUUCCAUAUACAUCAUCAGGUGUCCGCUGUCCGUUUUAAGGCACUUUGCUGUCUGAGCAGAACAGGAGAGGUGUCCUAUGUAGGCCAUAGCAUUAGACCCUUAAACACAGAAUGCGUGAAAUCCUGCCUUUGCUCUCGUCUGUCAGUUAGUCCCCAUUUCAUUCCACCCACUAACCCACAUAGCCGUCCAGAGUCUUAAUAAACGUGGGCAGGAGCAUUGAGGUUUUGAUCCAGCUUCUGUAAUAUCAUCCUCCCUUUAGUUUUCCGUCAACAUUUCUGUGCGUCACCAUGCAUAUUCCAGUGCAGACUCCAUGACAGAUGAAACAGCAGGAAGUGCAUCACUCUAUUAGUCACUGCCCAGAGUAAAAGGGGCAGCGAUUCUGUGACCCAACUGUCACUGAUGUGCAGUUUCCUUUCAAAAAGAGCUCAAAAAGUACUUUCUUCCUUUCCAUUGCACAACACUUUAAUAUUUAAGGGCACCUCAGUGAUAUUCAGUUAAGCCCAGGCAGCCUGAGUCAGUCUUCCCAAGAUAUAGACAGAUAUCCCACUGUCAGAACAAGAAGUGGCAAUUUAUGUUCAAGAAAGCAGGCCCUGCAGCACAGCACUAGUAUUUGUGCUGAAGACGGUGAUAAUCAUAGGAAGGUGAUUAAGGUGAUUAUCAAGUGAUUAAAAGAGCGGUGUGUAAACAAAGUGUGCUUCCACAUGUGACGUUCAAUCAAAAUACAUUACUAGGACAUGUUGUUAGGAUGAGAUGAACUAAAACAUUCAGCAAUGGUGGACUCGUAUUUAGAGUGAUAGGAACAUGAAUAUAGGUAGUAAUAAAGUGGUUUUCUUUUAUUGCAUCGCUCUUGGAAGCGUAAGGAGUUGAGUCAACACAUGUUUAUUGGUUGCACAGUGUGGGGCCAUGGUGACUGCUGACAGCACUGUGUAAUGUAUUUAUUUAUUCUGCCUCUGAACCUAAUGGCACAAAGAAACCCUGUUUAUAUACCGAUAGUUCAUCCAGAGCUAUCUUUUGCUAUUGGCUGCAAUAAAAGCUGUCAUCCCUCUUUCUUUUAUUUUUAAGACAUUGAUAGCCUCCUUUUAAGAACAGUGCAGCUCAGUGGUACUGUUUCAUAGCCCAGCCCUUCUGAUAAAACCCCUUGGCACAGUCUUGGCCUGUUAUAAUGGACCUAUAGUAAGUGAUUGAUCAAUCUGGUGUGAUUAUGAUGGGUUUAGUUCAGAAUAGAUUAUUCCCACAUUGUAAAGUUUUUUAGACUUUGCUGUGUGAAUCCAUGAUGGUCAUUAUCUCACUGGAUAGUUCUCUCUGGUGUACAAUGCAAUUGUUUAAAGCACCACCCUAAGUACUGUAAAUGGGUUACUUUAUACAUAGAUGGCAUCAAGGACAUUUUUGCAUUGGUGAGAUUUUGCAGCUCGUUGAAGACGAGUAUAAGCUAAAAUAGAAUAAAAACCACACAGCUUUUUGUUGAAUGAUAGUGUUUCUUUUCCUCCCCCAAGACCACUGAAAUAACAGGCAUUUUAAAGACAGUAAAUGUACACUUCUUCAAAGCACUUAUCAGUGUUUCUAUGUUUUCAUUUUUCAUGAGGAAGAAAAUGUCUCAAACGUCUGCUCCGUUUAUAUAAAAACAAAAAAAAGACUAAAUAUAACAUUUGGCUACCAUCGUUGCAUAUUAUUUAACAGUGCAGGGCAUCUACUUUGUUCUCUCCCUUUUCAAUGUCCAGGCUCAUGAGACAGAUGGAGGAAUGAUGUCUAAAGUGCAUAAUAAUGAUAUAAUAGCAUUGAGACCAGAAUACAUAUGUUUGUUACAGUAAGGGUCUUUAUUUGGAAUCUCAGAUAACUUGCUGUAUCACAGAACUCUGUCCUCUGCUGUUUUGUACAUCUAAAACUCUCGUCUUUGUUUCAAUGGCUUGUAUCUGCAGAUACUGUUGAUGUUUUACUGUCAAUGUCAUGAUAAGUAAUACAUAACAAUCCACCCUCUUUUAUUUAUGAAUCAAAACAAAACCAAUGUAUCUGAGAUGUUGAUUCAAUGCACUGUGGACGCAAAGAACAAUUUCCAUUCUGUGUUCCAAUUUUUUAAGGACGGAUGGAAACCGUUAUGUCUCAGUGUUAGAAUGACAUGACAGUGUGCAUAAACACAAGCUGUGCCUGCUCGUACUCGUUGGUCUGUGUUUGUGCACCAUCCAAACAUGUCUCGAGCAGCAGUCUGCCUGCCUGUCUUUGUGGCAGUCAGUUCAGUGUGUAUAGAAAAUGGCUCCUGUGGAUAUCUUUUACGUAAAGCGUUAGAGCUCCCUCUGCUGACACAGUGGCUAAUAGCAGUCUAGUUGUGACAAAUGUCCUUAUGUUCCUUGCGUUGUCUUAUCCCCCCACUUCCCCCUUCCACCCCUAUCUCCCCACCUCUCUGGCUGUUGGUGAAGACAGGCUGGGGAUGGCCCUGUCUCUCUUGGCCUGUUGUAGCCCUCGUAGACCAGUGCCGGCCCUGACCACUGUGACUGAUGUGGGAGGUCCUGUAUUUCUGUAUAAAUGUACAUUGACUGUAAUCCUGUGAAUGAUGUAACAAUUUCAUUAUUUGUAAUAUUGUUAUUGGUUUUAUUUUCUAAAAUGGAAAGCCCAACUCGACUCUCCUCAAUAAAAAAUGAGAUCUGUUAUACCACUC